UGGGUGUCACCUACAUGUUGCAAGUCGCGUCCGCCGAAGUCUUGCGUGUACCUUUAAGUAGGCGGUUCUGAAGCGAUUACUUGAGGAAGUGUUUGUAAAGUCGAAGUGAGCAGUAAUCAGCGCAUUAUAACGAACUGGAAAGGACCAGGCAAACUUUGACAGUCUACAGGUAACAAUGUCGGAAGAACAGAUCUGCCUUAAGUUUGUUGAUGUGACAGAAGACAAUGAGUUAAUCUUUGAAGAAACACCUUGUGGUGAUGACGAAGAUUAUGAACUGCAACCAGAUGACUUCAAUAGGUGUGACUCGGGUCCAGUUUGCAAAAUAAUUAGAAAUGGAAGAGAACAAAUUCUGAUGCUUGAUAAUGCAGAUCUAAUUUUCCAGGACAGGACUGUUAUGGAAUCUAAAUCGGAAACAAACAAAUUCAAGAUUCAGAAGUACCGAUCCACGGAUAGCUCUCCCACAAAACACAAAGGCAUACCAGUGACAGUUCAGGUGACCAAAGACUGCAUCACAUACACCAUUGCCUGUGUUGAAGAUGGUAACAAUAAAAAAGUCUCGUUGAAGGAGAGCAUCCCCACCAGCAUCAAGAGUGAUUCCUAUGAUGUUAUCUUCCAUCUAAAAUCAGUUUCUCACUUGGUCGGCACUUACCAGUUUGAAUCUGCAAAGUGGGAUCGGUGGUUCUUAGCUUGUGAGAAGCAAACCAACCCUGAACUCUACAAGCUGACAGUAAAACAAAUAGGGACAGAUGAGGUAGACUCAAACAAAGAAUACAGCCACUUGACAAUAGAAGAUGAAACAGGCAACACUUCCUAGAUUGCUACUGUCAAAUGCUUGAGCAAAAUUCACAUUGUUUCAGCUUUCUAGUACAUCGUUUACCUACUUUUCCUUUACAUGCAGGAUUAUUUCCAGUAGGCUGAGGAUAAUCGCCUGUCCCUCCUCAUCUACCUGGACCCAGACUGACAUUCAGUAGACGUGAAAAUGGUUUAAGAAAUGACACUUUUGU
Messenger RNA from Erpetoichthys calabaricus (reedfish), 1004 nucleotides. RefSeq lists its product as uncharacterized. NCBI's taxonomy places the organism in Eukaryota, Metazoa, Chordata, Cladistia, Polypteriformes, Polypteridae. The transcript has 6 exons. The coding region runs from base 176 to 814 and encodes 212 amino acids. The record is from RefSeq and is a predicted model, not a curated record. Gene Ontology annotation, molecular function: cytokine activity. Gene Ontology annotation, biological process: immune response; inflammatory response.